Closterium sp. NIES-65 is the source of this 207-nucleotide messenger RNA. Lineage: Eukaryota; Viridiplantae; Streptophyta; Zygnematophyceae; Desmidiales; Closteriaceae. The record is from the annotation of a GenBank genome assembly.
AUGUUCAAGCUAGCAACCUCCCUCCCAACCCCCUUUACUCCUCUCUCUCUCUCCCACCUACACGUCCCCCCACCCCAUGACUCCACCUCUUCGUACUCCUCUCCAUCAUCCCCUCCCUCUCAUUCUCGCAGGGAUUUGAGCUUCAACCGUCUCUCUGACUCGAUUACUUCCUCCAUCAGCACCCUCUCUGCCAUUAAGACGCUGUAU